Molecule: messenger RNA, 5742 nt
Organism: Xyrauchen texanus (razorback sucker)
Lineage: Eukaryota; Metazoa; Chordata; Actinopteri; Cypriniformes; Catostomidae
Gene: ano2b
Product: anoctamin 2b
Biological process (GO): chloride transmembrane transport
Cellular component (GO): plasma membrane
Molecular function (GO): chloride channel activity; protein dimerization activity
Source: RefSeq, a predicted model, not a curated record
CCUUCACCAGAAAUCUUCCCACACCUGAUUGCGCUUCAGCUCGCUGGCGACAUGGCCGUGUGUCGAUCCCCUUCGUAUGCCGAGACGCGUAACUGUGUGGUGAAUGGAGUCAUCAGCACCGCCUUGAGCGAGUCCUCCUCUAUUUACAGUGAUUUUAAGGAACUACCUGCAAUUGACAGUGACUCCAUCAGCUGCACUCAUGAUCCAUUUAACAUAAUCGAAGAGUCUUUGGAUCAUUGUGACAACAUGCUUCAAACAAGUGACAACAAGGUGGCCAAUAACCUCAUGGACAUGGACCAGGACCCUCGCAAACGGCUGUGUUUCGCUGAUGGCCGAAGAAAAGUGGACUAUGUGCUGGUCUACCACUACCGAAAACGUUCCUCUGUCAGGGGGUCCCCUAGUCAACAUAGACUGUCCAUCAUCUCCAAUGGUAGUUAUCCUUUAGGAGUGGAGGACAAAGACCUAGAGGGAGGGAAGGAUGAACCCGCGGAGGUGGUGGUGAACAUUGGACCAACAGACCCAGCCGAUGGGGAGAAGAUCAUGAUCCGAGAGGAGUUUGAGAGCAAAUUAAAAGAUGCAGGGCUGGAAAUUGAGAGUGAUAAAGAGAACAAGGUCCAUGGUCAUGCCUUUAUCCGACUUCAUGCGCCUUGGCACGUGUUGAGUAGAGAGGCAGAGUUUCUCAAGAUCAAGGUGCCCACCAAGAAGAGUUACGAGUUAAGAGAAGAUAAAGGUCUGGCUGCCACCAUGAAUGAAGUGUGGAGGAAGAUAAAUCAACCAUUUCAACCAAAUGUCCCCCACCAGGAGCAAGAGCAUAGCCGGACCAAGUUCCUCUCACACUGCUUCUCCCGGGACAAGCUCCACCUGUACAACAUAAACUCAAAGGACACGUUCUUCGACAAUGCUACAAGGAGCCGAAUAGUGUAUGAAAUCCUCAGGAGAACAGCCUGCACACGGACCUGCCAAACCAUGGGUAUCACCACGCUAAUAGCUAAUGGAGUUUAUGAUUCAGCAUUCCCGUUACAUGAUGGAGACUUUCGGCCCACUGGACAAGCCGAUGGAAAGAAUGACAGACAGUUGUUACAAGAUGAAUGGGCGAGAUAUGGUGCUUUUUACAAGUAUCAGCCUGUUGAUCUUAUCAGGAAGUACUUUGGGGAGAAGAUUGGUCUCUACUUUGCCUGGCUUGGUCUCUAUACUCAGCUGCUGAUGCCUGCAUCUGUGGUGGGCAUCAUUGUGUUCUUCUAUGGCUGGGCAACUGUGGAAACGAACAUACCCAGCCAGGAGAUGUGUGACGAAGAUCAGAACUUCACCAUGUGUCCCCUCUGUGAUCGGUCAUGUGAUUACUGGCAUCUGAGCACAGCGUGUGGCACAGCGCGUGCCAGCCAUCUCUUUGACAACCCUGCCACCGUGUUCUUUGCCAUCUUCAUGUCCCUCUGGGCUGCAAUGUUUCUAGAGCACUGGAAGCGCAGACAGAUCAGUCUGAACUAUAGCUGGGAUCUGACAGGCAUGGAGGAGGAGGAGGAACACCCCAGACCCAAAUAUGAAACGAUACUGCUUCAGAAGAGGCAGAGGAAGAAGAAAAAUAAGAAGAGCAAAAAUGAGUCUGAGAGAGGUGUGGAAGAGAGCGGAGAGCUGGGCAAGGACAAAUGGAGACAGAGGUUACUGUCAGCCAUGGCUGCUGGGAAUCCGCCUGGACACGAGAAGCUAACAUGGAGGGACAGACUACCUGGAUACUUUAUCAACAUUUCUUCCAUUCUCUUCAUGUUUGGAGUGACAUGUUCUGCCGUGUUCAGUGUUAUCAUUUACCGCAUCACAAUCUCCGCCCUCAUGGCGAUGAGCCCAGAUCCAGAGGUCAAGUCUAACGUGCGGGUGACCGUCACAACCACUGCUGUCAUCAUCAAUCUGGUGGCCAUUCUCAUUCUAGAUGAGAUAUACGGCAUGGUGGCUGUCUGGCUUACAGAACUGGAGAUCCCCAAAACAGAGACGAACUUUGAGGAGCGUCUGAUUCUGAAGGCUUUCCUCCUGAAGUUCAUGAAUGCUUAUGCACCCAUCUUCUACGUGGCCUUCUUCAAAGGGAGGUUUGCAGGCCGCCCCGGUGACUAUGUUUAUGUCUUCAAUGACUACCGUAUGGAAGAGUGUGCUCCUGGAGGCUGCCUGAUUGAACUCUGCAUUCAGCUCAGUAUCAUUAUGUUGGGGAAGCAGCUUAUUCAGAAUAACAUCUUCGAGAUUGGCAUUCCAAAGCUGAAGAAGCUGUGUCGCACCCUGAAGGACAAGGAACGGGCCCAGGAGAUUAUGGAGCAGCCGGGACGCCGCCAACAGUGGUACCAAGAUUACGACCUGGAGCCGUUUGACGGUCUCACACCUGAAUACAUGGAGAUGAUUAUUCAGUUUGGUUUUGUGUCACUAUUUGUGGCCUCAUUCCCACUGGCUCCACUUUUUGCCCUCCUAAACAACGUCAUUGAGAUCCGUCUUGAUGCCAAGAAGUUUGUCACAGAGCUUCGAAGGCCGGAUGCCGUGAGGGCUAAAGAUAUUGGUAUCUGGUACAACAUUCUGAGUGGUAUGGGCAAAUUCUCAGUCAUCAUCAAUGCAUUUGUCAUCUCCUUCACGUCAGAUUUUAUCCCUCGCCUGGUCUACCAGUACAUGUACAGCGAGACGGGCACCAUGCAUGGCUUCAUCAACCACACACUCUCUUUCUUCAAUGUCAGCAACUUUAAAGCAGGAACUAUACCAAACAUCUCCAGUCUUGGCAAAGACAUCACAGUCUGCAGGUACAAGGACUACAGAGAACCACCGUGGUCGUCUGAGCCUUACCAAUUCUCCAAACAGUACUGGUCGGUGCUAGCGGCUCGGUUAGGCUUCGUCAUAUUGUUCCAGAACCUCGUGAUAACCAUGAGCAUGCUGGUGGCCUGGGUGAUCCCAGACGUGCCCAAGAACAUCAGUGAGCAGCUGAAGAAGGAGAAGACCCUUCUAGUGGAUGUCUUCUUGAAUGAGGAAAAGGAGAAGCUACAGCUUAUUCAGAGCUUGUUCUCCAAAGACCUGACUCAAGAACAGCAGGAGGAGCUGCAGGUCUCAGAUCAAGCCUCUCAGCUCUUCCAGCAAACCAACUCUGGUCCGGCCCUUCCCGCACCCGCCCCAGCCCCACCCCCGGCCGCCACAGCCCCUCGCACCCGACCUCGUGCGGCAAGCUUCAGCCAAUUCACCCGUCAGAUGUCCAUGUCUCCCCGCAGUGACAUCACCCAGCAUACAGCCGUGUGAGGGAGGUCGGGUGAGAGGACGGGUGUGAGUCUACCGGUGGAGUGACUUUAAGAAUAUCUGAGCGCUGGAUUUGAGGAUUUGGAUUGGGAGGGAAGUUUGAGGCUCUGUGUUUGGAGUUUUAGGAAUAUGGUGCCCUCUUUUCCGUGGAACAAGGUCGCUCUUCUUUUGGUUACUGAACUGUAUGUUUCAAUGUCUGUCUACAGGCUCCAUGUCUGGUUUUUGAACCCUCGGAUGUCUGUUUUGAGGGACAUCUGACACAUAAACUUUGCCACAGAGCUGAGCUUCAAUAGGACCGCUUGCAAAUGCAAUCUUUCCAUACGCGUUGGCGUUUGACAAGCACCAGAAUGCAAACGGAUGCUGGAAUCUGAUGGUCUCACAUCCAGGGGGCCACUUGAAGUCCUUGGAAUAUUUUCUCCCCUGAUCUGUUCCUGAUCUGGUCUUAAAUGAGUGUUUGUCGGCACAAACUCAUAGGAGUCACAUACAGACGUUGCAUAAUCUGUAAAUGCUGUCCAAAAGCAAAGUGCUUUGCACAUGUUCAUGAGAUGUAGCAUAUAAUGGCAAAUAAUAACCUUUCAUUUUCUCAGGUAACAGCAUCACUUGUAGGUUGUAUUUGUUCUAAUAAAUAUGACCGUUCUUGAUUUAAUAAAGAGUAUGAUACAUGUUAGUUUAAAUAAGGUGCAAGAACACAAAUUUAACGUGCAAUGAAACUACAACGUAUUCUGUGAUCUCAAACAUGUGGCGGAAAUGUACUGUUUUGUCUUUUUAUAGAUACAGCCCUCUCGUAAUGUAACACAUGAACUGAACUCCAAUGUACAAGCACGAUUAAGGCAACAUGUAAUUAAACUCAUACAUUUUGUCAAUCCAUAUAUUUAUGCUAUCCCUCCUGAUGUACAGGGCUGCUACAGUAGAUUCAGAUCACACAGCGUUAGCUGUAUAAUUGAUUGUGGAGCAGCUGGUCUUUUUGUGCCAUGUCAACUAUUAUCCUCCUGUGGGUUUGCCGUCACCAGUGCGGGAGGGUGGGGGGUAACUGUCAUCCAGGGAGGAAAACAGGGAAGCAGGGAUGGAUGUUGUGUGCCAACAUCUGGCCAUCAAAUCAUCAUUCUCUAUGCCUCAUAGGACGUAAUACUCAUGCAGAAAAAUAAAUAUUUAAUCCCAAUUAUGCGCAGGUGGAUUCUCAUUCUUGCCCUCAAGGCCUUGUACUACGAUUCCCUGGGGUCAAUUAAUUUGUGUUCCUAACUUCUAGCAGCUGCGCAGGUUGUUUGUUAGACUAAAGGGGCGUUCACACUGUUCUGUUUGCAUUGUACUUUAAGUUUAGUUUAGUUUUUGUUAGUUUUCCCUAGGGAUGUCACAAGUAAUUGAGUUCAAUAGUAGAAUUGACUGGUAAAAACACUACUCGAAUAUUGCAAUUUGAUUUACCUUUGCCUGUCAUGGGUAAUGAUGAAACUGCUUCUGAAUAAAUCUGCCAUUAAAACUCGAUUGACUGGUUAGUGCUGUGGUUUCAUGACAUUGUUAAAGGAAUAGUUCACCCAAAAAGAACAUUCUGUCAUUAUUUAAAGCGAUUAUCAAUUCAGAAGACUUGAAAUGUUUGAUUCUGUGUGUGAGUGCAAAUGUUUUUUUUUUGUAUUAUUUAUCUAGCCGUUGUUGUUUAUGCAUCAAUGUUUUAUAAGGCUGAAGGUUGAAUUUAAGAAUUACUUUUUUGAAUGUGUUAAUUCAAAACACUCGACUACAAAAUUACUUGAAAUGCCAAUCCCGAGUUUUCACUUUUAGCUUUUUUUUUGUGUUUUCUACUUUCAGUUUAGUUUGUUUUUAUUUUAGUUUUAGGAUUUUGGGGCUAGCGAGUGAAAUGUUCAUGUUUAAAUGAGUAUUCCGGGUUCAAUACAAGUAAAGCUCAAACUUCAGCAUUUGAGUCAUAAGGUUGAUAACCACAUAAAUGCAUUUCGAUUUGGCCUCUACUUUUUAUUUAAAAAAAGCAGAAAUUUGGGUUCCAGCGAGGCACUUAAAAUGGAAGUGAAUGGGCCAAUCCAUAAACAUUAAAAUACUCUGAUUCAACAAUAUAGCCACAAGACAAUAUGCAGGUUAAAAACGAUUUUAGUGUGGUAAAAUUGCUUGCUAACAUUCGCUGCGUAAAGUUCUAUCCAAUUUUACAACUUCAUUGCCUUGAUGACGUAAAAACAACCAUUAAAACAACUUUACAGCUCAAAUUGCCUAAGCUAAUAUACAAGUUUUCACAGAUGAAUAAUUUAAGUGCUUUUAUACAAUCCUAAGACUUACAUUUCUGCCUUUAAUCCCUCCAAAAUUUGGCCCCAUUCACUUCCAUUGAAAGUAUUUUACUGUAACCUUGAUUUUUGCUUUUUAAAAGAAAAGGAGGGAUGAGCAGAAAUUACUUUUUGUGGUAAUAAACAUUAUGACACAAAUGCUGUCGAUUGAGCUUAACUUGUAUUGAGCCCAGAAUAUUCCUUUUAAUGAAGGCAGGUUGUGCAUUUUUUAUAU